Oncorhynchus nerka (sockeye salmon) is the source of this 4262-nucleotide messenger RNA. RefSeq names its product tetratricopeptide repeat protein 13-like. The transcript has 23 exons. The record is from RefSeq and is a predicted model, not a curated record. NCBI's taxonomy places the organism in Eukaryota, Metazoa, Chordata, Actinopteri, Salmoniformes, Salmonidae. Gene Ontology annotation, molecular function: protein binding. Bases 1 to 2517 code for a protein of 838 amino acids.
AUGCUCCCGCGCUCCUCAUCUCACAUGAAACACAACAUGGCACCUGCUUGCCGGGGUGUUGUUGUGGUAUGCCUCUCAUUUCUGUAUUUAUCCCGUGCUAUAUUUUCCACUGAACACUUCUCUACACUUACUUUCUUUAAUAGCGAACUGCAUAAACAUGGUUGCAGCUCCCCGUCAGAGUGGGAGGAAUACGCAAGUGAUUGCGAGUCCUCCAUUCUACAGUUGGACAGCCCAGACUGUGAGGAAGGAAGCAACCCGCCAUGCGAGUCUGUCUUCUCUCUCAACGCAGAGAAAAUCCUGAGCCAAGCCAAAUUGUUCAUAGAGCAGAAAAGAUUCCCGUUUGCAGUGGACAACCACAACACAAAUGAGGAGCUUGCUAUAGGAUAUGUUCUUAUUGGCAAUGGACUCUACGAUGAGGCCAUUAAACACUUCUCCUUGUUACUACAGGGGGAUCCAGAGGUGGUCAGCGCCAUCUACGGGAGAGGGAUAGCAUACGGGAAAAAGAGUCUGCAGGACAUCAAGAAUGCAGACUUGGCGCUGUUCGAGUUAAGCCGAGUUAUCACUCUGGAGCCCAACCGUCCUGAGGUGUACGAACAGCGGGCAGAGAUUCUUUCUCCUCUUGGAAGGAUCAGUGAGGCUCUGAGUGAUCUCUCCAAAGCCAUCCAGCUCCAGCCCUCCGCCCGCCUCUACAGACACAGAGGAACUCUGCUCUUCAUUUCCGAGGAUUAUGUGGCAGCUAUGGAGGAUUUUCAACAGUCUUUGGAUCUGAAGAAAAACCAGCCCAUUGCCAUGCUAUACAGAGGUCUAACCUUCUUCCACAGAGGAAUGCUCAAGGAAGCCAUUGAAACAUUCAAGGAGGCCCUGAAAUUAAAAUCUGACUUCAUAGAUGCGUACAAAAGUCUCGGACAGGCCUACAGGGAGCUGGGGGACUUUGAGGCAGCCAUGGAGAGCUUCCAGAAAGCCCUGAUGCUCAACCAGAACCACAUCCAGUCUCUGCAGCUGAGAGGCAUGAUGCUAUACCACCACGGCAGCCUCCAGGAGGCCAUCGGCAACUUCAAGAGAUGUCUACAGCUGGAGCCCUACAACGAGGUAUGUCAGUACAUGAAGGGUCUGAGCCACGUGGCUAUGGGGCAGUUCUAUGAAGGCAUCAAGGCUCAGACGAAAGUCAUGUUGAACGACCCUCUGCUGGGCCAGAAAGCAAGCUCGGAGUAUCUCAAAGUGAAAUACCUCAGAGAAUACUCUCGCUACUUGCACUCACAUCUUGACAUACCUGUGGCAGAAUACAAUGUUGAUCAGGAUCUUCCAGGAAACUUCAAAAACCACUGGGCAAAAAACCUCCCUUUUCUAAUAGAAGACUAUGAGGAGCAGCCAGGACUGCAGCCUCAUAUUAAGGAUGUUCUACCUCAGAACUUUGAAAGCUACAACACUGAAGUUCAGAAGCUCAUUUGCACAGCUGAUCACCUUGGUGCACUUAUGCAAUACAAUACACCAGGAUUUCUUCCAAAUCACAGAAUACACAGAGCUAUGGGUCUGGCGACCCUAGAGGUCAUGCAGGCUAUGCAGCGCACCUGGAGCAACUCAAAGGUGCGAGUCAAUGGCAAAACCAGGCAGAUGCAGUGGAGAGACAUGUUCGAUAUAGCUGUCAAAUGGAGGAGGAUCGCUGAUCCAGACCAGCCUGUUCUUUGGCUGGACCAGAUGCCUGCCAGAAGUCUCAGCCGAGGGUUCAAUAACCAUAUCAACCUCAUCAGAGGACAGAUCAUCAACAUAAGAUACUUGGCGUAUUUUGAGAAAAUACUCAACUUCAUCAAAGAUCGAAUAUUGGUUUACCAUGGGGCAUACAACCCAAGAGGCCUACUGGAAGUCAGACUAGCACUGGAAAAUGUGGACAAGGUGGAAGACCUUCUCCCCAUAAUGAAGCAGUUUAACGGUAAAACAAGGGAUGGCUUCACAGUGAACUCCAAAGUGCCUAGUCUAAAAGAUCCCGGGAAAGAAUAUGAUGGCUUCACGAUCACCAUAACAGGAGACAGAGUGGGGAACAUGCUGUUCUCAGUGGAGACCCAGACCACAGAGGAGCGCACUCAGCAGUACCAGUCUGAGAUUGAGUCCAUCUACAAAGACCUGACUGCCAAAGGCAAGGCUCUAAUGCUGUCCACUGAACUUGGGGAUGCAGAUGCAGUGUGUAAUUUAAUCCUCUCCUUGGUUUACUACUUCUGUAACCUUAUGCCCCUCUCCAGAGGGUCCAGUGUUGUGGCAUACUCUGUUGUCAUGGGAGCACUGAUGGCCAGUGGAAAGGAGGUGAUGGGCAGAAUCCCCAAAGGGAAGUUGGUUGAUUUUGAAGCCAUGACAACACACAGUCCUGACAGCUUUAGUAAAACAGCUAAAAACUGGAUGAAUUUAAAGAGCCUACCAUUGUGGUACCAGAGUCUUCCAUCGGUAGCAGAAACGUUCCAGACGACUAGAACCAUGAUAGAGGUCCUCAACACGGACUCGACAUCACACUGUCCAAAGAAGUCCUAACACCACUUAUCCUGAUGAGAAGAAGGGCCACUUUCCCUGUCCACUCUCUCUGCUCAUAGUCUCUCCGGCCAAGCUCAACCCCCAAAGCACAACGUCUGUCUAAACAUGAUUUAUGGGAACUCCAUGUUGUUCAGAUAUGUAUGCAAUACCAGCAAAACCCUAGUAGGGUCUAGUAUGUAAAAGCUAAGAAGCAUAAUUGAUUUGAAUGGGAGGUAAUCUCGAUUGUGAUUGGCUCUAAAAUUCUAACUAUUUUCUUUUUAAAAACUCUGUCUAUAAGCAGAGAAAGUGGGGGAGGAGAUUCUAAGAUAUAAACUUUCCUUCAGGGCUAUUCUAUUCCACUUGGGAUACUUGAACAUUUUAGAAAACUCAAGCAAUCUUUUUAUUUAGUCUUGUCGAUGGUGCGAUUGUGGAGAAUGUCACUCUUUGGCAUUGCCUUUUUUAGUAAUUUAUUUUAACUUGACCAAUAAAGGGCAUGAGGCAGGGUUGGUUUUAGGUUAGGUCAAACUUGUUUUGGGGAAAGCACACAAUAGUCCUCUGGUCUUAUUUUGAGACAUCUGUUUCUGUCUUGUUGCUGUUUAUUUGUUCCUUAAAAUGUUUUUAAAUCAUUAAUAAUGGUAUAUAAUGGUCUUACCCACACACAACAUUUUAACAAAUGUUCAGGGAUACAUUAAGGGGAGUUUGUUCAACUGCUCUGAAGAACAUCUUCAUGUGAGGACAAGCUUUGGUGUUCAGUUUGUAUGUUCCCCACUUACCCUUAAAAUUAAACCUCUUCAGGAUCGGACCCUUUUUUUAAAAAAUUUUCGCCUGAAAUGACAUACCCAAAUCUAACUGACUGUAACUCAGGCCCUGAAGCAAGGAUAUGCAUAUUCCUGGUACCUUUUGAAAGGAAAAACUUUGACGUUUUUGAAAAUGUGAAAUGAAUGUAGGAGAAUAUAACACAAUAGAUCUGGUAAAAGAUAAUACAAAGAAUGUUUUGUAUUAUUUGAAAUGCAAGAGAAAGGCCAUCAUGUAUUAUUCCAGCCCAGCUGCAAUGUAGAUUUUGGCCCCUAGAUAACAGCAGUGUAUGUGCAAAGUUUUAGAUUGAUCCAAUGAACCAUUGCAUUUCUGUUAAUUUUUGUAUCAAGACUGCCAAAAUGUGCCUAAUUGGUUUAUUAAUAACUUUUCAUGUUCAAAACUGUGCACUCUCCUCAAACAAUAGCAUGGUAUUCUUUCACUGUAAUAUCUACUGUAAAUUGGACAGUGCAGUUAGAUUAACAAGAAUUUAAGCUUUCUGACAAUAUCAGAAUGUCUAUGUCCUGGGAAAUGUUCUUGUUACUUACAACCUCAUGCUAAUUGCAUUAGCCUACGUUAGCUCAAUGUCCCGCAGGGGACCCACCAAUCAUGAAUAAGUUUGUGAAUGACAGAAUAAAUUAUGCAUUGCCUGCCUGAGUCCUUACGUAAUGAGCUCCAGAGGAUUAAAAGAAAUAACCAACAACAAUUUUCAGUUCUCUGCUUAACUUUAUUUCAUUUUUUGGCAGAACUGUUUUAUCAUAAUGUUUCCAAAUCAAUGUUAGUGCUGAAUGGCUGGAAGAUUUGUUUUAAUCUUCUUUUUUUGCACUGGGUGAAUUGGCUAUGUUUAUUGAAGCGCUAUGGUGGAUUUUUAAGCAUAUGUCCCAGCUUUGAAGUUUAAACUUGAAGGAAAGAAAUCUGUGGAGAUUUUAGGGAAUUGGGAUGUUCAAUGGUCAAUACAAUUGGUUGACAAAUGA